UUAGAGCAUUUUUCAUAGCGCUCAGGCUCAAGCAGAAAAGGCAAGUUCCUCGGGAAAUACUCCUUUGGAAUUUUUUUAGAAGAGACAGGACUGGACAAAGAAAAAAUAGUAAGAAAAGGGUCAGAAAAGCGACAAAUCCGAGGUAAGCUCUUUGAAAGCAACUUUGCAACAAAGCUAUUUAAAAGCUAAAAGUAACAAGUUAGUGACUUUUGGAGGUUUCUUUCAAAUUUUUGGUUGAUUAUAGAAAAAAGAAAGAAACGUAUUUUAAGCACAAUGGGCCAGUUUAGCCAGGUUUAAUGAAUAACAAAACCUCGUUCUAGGCCAUUUUCAGUUUACCGAACGCUUAAUUUAAGUAGCAUUUAUCGUGAACAAUUUCAUGAACGUAUAUGGCUUAGACUAGAAAAUCAUUUGUCUCCUUAAAACAAGCCUCUAAGGACUGAGAGAUCUGGACGUCCAAAGAUUUCCUAAACCGCGGUCCAAGUUAGACUUCGUUUCAUCAGAAACAGUUUCUGUUUUUAUGAAGUCGUAGAGUGAGUUAAAGAUUUGAUUUGCACUCUUUGACCAGUGCUAGUGUUUGCGAUUUUUUUUCUUCGCUUUGCACAUUCUAGUAUUCAUGUUUAUCGAAAAGAUGCUUUAGAAAAGAUUUACUGAAAGAACAACUUGAGUUGUUUUUUAAGCUGCCUUUGUCAGCGGCGACGACAGUUUUUUUUUCAUUUUAAGCUUAGAAGCUUCUGUUUUGUCAUAAUUUUCAUAGCUUACUUGAAGGAGACGAGAUGGCAACUGCCCAGGCGAUGAGAGAGCAAGAAAAGACAGUUAGUGUAAGCCUUUCAUACAAAGAGAAACUAUGUCUACAUUUCGUAAUGUUUCUUUGAAAAUUAUCCACAGAAAUACUUUGUUACUGUGACCGGGAGAGACUGAAACCUACUACUUAUUCAAAAUGGUGGUUAACUUGCAACAAGAGAGAAUGCUUGCAAACAAACGCAAAAAACUCAUGAUUGAAAAAUAUUUUGCUAUUUUAUUCCUAGUGGUCAAGUAUUUUUCCUUCUCAACAAGUGACAGAGCAACAAUCAGCUUUGUUUGUGAAGAAGCUUCUUGCAGUUGCGGUAAGUACAGAGGAACAGAGCACCAAAGGUCUUUAAUUUGAUUUCUUAAAUUCUGAUUUCUGAACCACCUUUUAUUUACAUUUGUUUUCAGGUUUCGAGUAUAACUUAUCUCAGGUAAGAAUAACUUGUUGUUUUUAUUGUCUAUUAUUUUAUUAAAAUUGGUUAUUGUAUGGCUCCGUUUCUUACGGAGCAAAGUACAGCUGAAAGUAGGUUAAGUUUUACUGGAAAUAGUAGACUUGGUAAUUUCUUAUAGCUGGUGUGUCUGUUUUUUUCUUUUUCCGAUAGAACCAUAUUUCCAGAACAUGCGUUUGGAGACAGAUGUUUAGAAGGUACCAGUCAUCACUCAGCUUAGUGAACUAUAGUCACUGAACGUGGAACCACUUUUUAACCUCAACUUAUUAAUAUUGAAUGCAUACUGACAUCCAACGUUAAAAAUACUCAGUGAUAGGGUUCUAUCAGUUGGCUAAGACAUUUUUUUGUGCUUUUGAUGCAGAUCUGAAUUUGAAAAUCCUUAAAGAUGACAGUGCUUGCCCAGGUGCAUGCCAAGUAAUACAGUGGUGAGGAUAAAUAGAUAUUUUUUCGGACACACACAAUGCGGCUGUGUAAUAUGCAAACUUGUCCAGCUUAUAAUAUAAUUUCACUAGGCCAGGCAAAGACUCUGGCAGCAUUUUUUAGUAUCAAUUGAUAAAGACUGGUAGCAUAUAAAUCCAACAAAGUGUUAAAAUUUCUUGCAACUACUGAAGAGUUUUGCUGGACAUGUAUAUUGAGUGUGUGGUUGUUAAUAGAUCUGAAUUAUAUGAUCAUAAACCCGUGACCACAUCAUAAGGAUUCAACACACCUAGGUCUUUUACCUUGCCUAGUAAGCCUACAUUUUUCCAACUCGAUUGACUUAUACCUCUGUAGUUACUAUAGCUGCCCUGCAAGUCAGCCUCAAAUACCUUCAACAUCAUUAUUUAUGUAUUGUCUUCAGUUUAUGGCAACUUUGUGCUCGUCCAAUUUUAGAAUCACUUGUAUGAUUUCAGACCAAGUAGCACUCCACUCAGUUCAAUUACCAUUAUAAAUAGAUAUUUAACGAGUGGAUAUCAUAAUCCACCUUUUUAACAACUCACCACUUUUGUACAGACUUUAACGCUUGCAGCUGAUUCACUGAAGUCACACUUAUGCAUUCUAUAUUUUUUGAUAAAUAAAUACAUAUUAUCAGUGGUAAUGUUAUUGUAUGUUUUUAUAUUUUCUGUUAAACAGGAUAAAAGGUUGCUUUGAUGCUCUUGAUAAGAAAUAUGUAAGUUUUUACUGAUGUUUUAGUUAAUAAUUCAAAGAGCUCAUAACCUGAUCCUUAGUCCAUGCAACAGCAUUUUCACAGAUCAGGGCCGGGUUGUUCAAAGCAGGGUUAAGAUAACCUAAGGUUAGUGCAAAAUUUGAAUUUAGAGAUGAAAGCUUAAAAAGGCAAAUUCAGUUUUAUCCUUUUUACCUACAAUUUAAUGAUUGGAUGCUCUAAAAAGAAUAGAGAAAAUUAUGCGGGAAAAUGCUUUUGAACAAUACAAAAAAAGAAACCCAGGUUAAAAUUUAACCCUUAGUUAGUGCUAAUCGGCCUUCGAACAACUGGGCCCAGUUAAUUUUUCACAUAAUUUUUUAAGUCCCUUUUUUUGUGGAAGUAAAAGCACCAUGCAGUGCAAGUCAUGGUAUGAUGAUAACAAAAAGAAAAAGUAGAUGCAUCAGAAAUAGCCUCCAGUUGCAUGGGCACAACAGAUCAGGGUUGCUUGCUCUGGAUUAUGGGCUCCUGACAAUGCCUUGUAACAGUUUGCAAAAUUAGGAACUUAUGCAAAGUCUUAUAAUAUUCUUUUCUCUUGCCCUUGCAGCUCCGGAUGAUAGUAAUCGGUGUAAGUAUUAAUUUGCAUAAGGUCAACUCUGCCCUCUGUCUGAUUUGAAGUUUGUAGAAUUAAGUGAAAUUUGAGUGCUUAUUUUGUUUGAAACAGAUUUAUGGUGACGCAGAGGACCCUGAUGUGAGUAAUACCUUUCUAUUGUACUUGAUGAUAAUAACAAAGAAUAAUGUGUCACUAGAUUUCACAGAAAAUAUAGCAAUAGCAGAGAUAUGAUUGUGUUUCUUUUUGAGGAAACAUAACAGUAUACAUUAAGGCUUUCAAGUUCUGACAGGUGUGGCUUUAAGUUAUCUUAUUUUGAUGAAUUUAUAAUGGUAUUUUUUUUCUUUUAACAUGUAGACUGUUAUAGAGUCCUACACAUUCAAGGUAAGAUCUGUCUUAACUUAUACAGUCUAACCUCUAGCUCCUUACGGACAUCUCUAUAAUACGGACACCUCUCUAUUAUGGACAGUUUUUUUGGUCCCAGAAAUGCCAAAAAUCAUACAUUCCCUACCUCUGUAAAGCGGACACUUGGUUCUGUCCCUUUGAUGCCCAUAUUGGCCAUUUGCACUAAAAGGUCAUGUGACAUUAUUUUUAUGAAAAUGAAAGUAAUACGAUUUUGCCUUCAAAAAGCCAUUAGUGGGUCAUAUCUCAUAUAAUAGUGAUUUAGUUUUUCAAACCCACACAAUUUUCUUGAAAUGAGUCAGUUCAUAGCUGGUCACGUGACCAAACUGUAAUUUUUAAAACUAUGAAUUACUUCUUUCUGAACAGAAAUUUUGCGCUUAAACUUCAAGGAAAUUGUUGAAAAGAUGAUGUGGUAACGUUUUCAGCACUUCUGAGCGUAAUUAUCAAACGUUUAACAAGAUACAAGCAAAAAGUAGUUUUGGCCGUCUUGUUGGAGGGCAAGAGUAUGCCCUCCAACAUGGCGACCAAUACAAAUCGUACUACUUUGAAGUCGUACUACUUCAUACUACUCUACUUUAAAUCAUACUACUACCACUUUCAUACUACAGUCAACUCUCUCUAAGACGGACACCUUUGGGACCAGUACUAUGUGUCUGUCUUAGAAAGAAGUCCGUCUUAUAGAGAGUCAAAUAAGAGGAGUAAAGAAAAGCAGGGACCAACUCCAGGUGUCCGUUUUACAGAGGUGUCUGUCUUAUAGAGGUGUCCGUUAAGAGAGAGUUGACUGUACAACUUGUCUCUUUCGCUCAGAAACAGUGAUAUACAUUGAAAUGCUGACGCAUACUGUUGAAUUGUUUGAAAAUAUGCAUUUCUAUUGCACGUACUCAAUCAAACCGAAAAUACUGUCAAUGCUGGGUACUGGUUACUUUCUGAAAAUCGCAAAAAUUUAUUCCCAGAAAGAAAAACCAAUCUCUCCUGAUCGCAAAAAUUGGUUCCCGCAAAACAACAACAAAAAAAAACACCAAUCCGAAAAAAAAAAAGAAACUCUCGCAAAAAUUUCGUGCCACGCGGUAUUAUCCAACCAUCUUGAUAGAACAAGCUUGGUCAGUGACGCAUAAGGCGUGCUCCCUAAGUCAUCUUCUCAGUUCUGCUUUUAGCUAUAAAAGUGCGCGUAAUUGCCAGGCUUUUGUAUAACAGAUAUGAUAUUUUUGCCUCUACGUGAACGUCUUUGAGUUGUACAAACACUUUGUAAUUCUUAACAACACUAGAGAAGUGGUUGAGGCACUUGCUUCUCUAGCAAUUUUAUUGUGUUCUUGAAUUUCCCGCGUGUAUAUAUAACCAGAAGCAUAUCAUGAACCCUGUUCAGGUUUUAUGCUGUCGGUGAAGAAUUAAACUCAAUUAUUGCUCUAUUUUCUUCCAUAGUUUUCUUACAUGGACAAGGAAGUCAGUAUCUUCAGGUAUUUUAAAUAAUAUUGCUUUUAAAAAAACGUCCGUGGUGUUGUUGUUGUUUUUUAUUUUUUCAAAAUAAAAAGUGCGUCAAGGCCUUAAUUGCUUUUGUUCUUUCUUGUGCUUAGGAAUGGAAAUAAAAUCGCAAGUGCCCACACGGAAAGGGAUACUAAAAAGGCAACAAUACGCUUGCUAAGGUAUGUCUUUUCCUUACAUCCCGUUUUAGUCUUUUAGUGGAUUCGUACAUGGCCAGGAAAAAUUUGUUUAAAAGCUCCUGAGUAAACUAUAAAAGCAACGGACAAUCUUUACAAUGUCAAUGAUUGAAACAGUAAAUGGCCAUGGUUAGUACAGCCAAAAGAAUUGGAAAGCAAGAGCCAUUGUUGGAAAGUGAUUGAAGGAAUAAUUGCAUUUUCCUUACAGAACGAUCAUUCUCCUCAGUCAAACUCUGUCCUCACUGCCAGGUAAGUCCCAAUGCUUUUUUCAAAUAAAAAAAACCCGCAUGCCAUAGACCAACUCUUUUGUUCAAAGUAGUAAGAAACUGAAAGAUAAGUUUCCAUAAUUUUUUGUUCUGAUUAGACCUAACAACGUAGCCAAUGACCUAAAACAAUAGAAAGCAAUACAGUAACUAAAUACAAAUGUCCCUUACAUGCCAAUGGUACGCUGAUUUUGUGUUUUCAGUGUGACUGUUAUAGUUAUCACAGAUUUUAAGAACCUCAUGCUUUUUUUAGAUGAUGUAAUGAUGACAAUGAAAUUACUGUACUAUGACGAGGGUGAGUAAAACUGUCUGGCGCUGGCUUUCCUUGUGGGUUGUAUGUUACAUUUGUAGAUGUUUGAGUAGCACUUUUUCCUUAUGGAUAUAUCGUUAUUACUGUGAAGGCCCUUCGCAUCGACCACACCGUUAUCCCGACCAACCCUUGGAUUGGCCUCGUUCAUCAAACGAUAAAUCAAAUGGUCAUGCUUGGUGUCUGAAUGAAAAGUAAUGAUUAACCCAACGUAUCGCCUUUUAUCUUAAUUUAUAUAAGUUCGCAAUUUUGCAUUAAACUAACGGUGAUAUAUGUGAUAUCAGAAAGAUAGUAAGAACACUGAAGAAUAAAAUCAGACUUUUCACUCGGUCAUAAAGGCUAUAAGUGUCGUAAUAUGACGCAAACCUGUUGAUAUGACCAAAUUUUCAUGGUCCCUCGCUGGUUAAGUGUUCUGCCGGGUAUACUACAGGAGCUAUGGGCUAUUAUCUUUCUUCUUUUUAAUGAUAACAUUCACUGUUACGUAUAGUCCCCAUUGUAUUAUUUAGUUAUCAACAACAACAAUUCUAACGUCAGUGUGUUGUUUACUAGUUACUCCCCCUGAUUAUGAACCACCAGGUUUCAAGGUAUUUAUGCAUUUGACAUGUAUUUCACUUAUAUUCAUAUGUAAAUUGUUCGUACUAAAUACUAUUUUUUUAAAUUUUCAUUUAGCACACGUCGAACGAUGCGUUCAAUUUCGUAGACGAGCCUUUGAAUAUUAAAGUUGGAGAUGUAUCAACGGUAUGUUGUUUUCAGGGAUUCAGAAUAUUAACAAACGUUCUCGAAACUGGGGGCAGCUAACAUCGCCUUCAGAUUUCAGGAUGUAUUUUCUAGGUAAAACCUCCUACUGUCGAACCUCUCCAGGACCGUCGAGAGGUUAUUUUGACAGUUAGGGACACGAUGUAGUGCCGGCGUUGCCGUUGUAGAGAGGUUUAAACAAGAGUCAAUGUAUGGACUGUCCGCUGGGACAAAAAAGUGGCCGUUGUGGAGAGGUGGCUGUUAGUUAAGAUUCGACUGUAGUUGGUUAUGCCACGAAGAUAACAUUGUUAAAACAGAAUUUUUUUCCUUAUACUUACAGUUAUGCUAGUGUGACUAAUUGUAAGCAAUACUGUCUGGGUAUCUUUGUACUGUUUUAUCCCUAACACUAAUUUCUCUUUCUUUCUUUCAUGUGUUUUUCUGGUUUUGAAACAUCUGCAGCCAUUUCAUACGUAAGUACUUAAGUUAAAACGAAAUAAGUCGUGUCAGUAUCAUGAGAUCUACUACACUACUUCAGCCAGUGUUAGAUUAUACCCUUUCUACCUUUACAGAGUAAAGCUGCGUAUUAAAACGGACUGCCAGCAGUUUGACAUGAAAGAGGACGUCAUUGCGGAAAAUCACAAACAAGCCGAUAACAUUGGCCUGGAACCUGUAGGCAGUCCUUCAAAUGAAAUUAAUUCACCACAUCUCUCUCCCGAGCAAGCUAAUCAAACUAAGGUAUUGCUGAUUAUUUUAUGUCGAUCAGAAGUGUUUUGAACAGGCUUACUCCAGUUAUUAUGAAACGUCUUGUUUAUUCAUCUAUAUCCAGGUCAACUAGGAUGAGAGACUGCUGAGACUGAUAGUAACAAAUGAAGUAGGCAUACGCGUGUGUGCGAGUUUCUCUGGUAUAUGACUGACUGUAAAAUUAAUUUUGAUUUGCAGAACAUUGAUUGCUAUAACCAGCUUUUGUUUUAUGUUUGUCGGCAAAGCCAGUCGACAGCCUUGAUAUCUGAAAUGAUCAUGAUAGUCGCAUCAUAUCUCACUUAUGAGCUCUAAACAUUGGUAAUACUAGUGGCUUCAUGUUCGUUUAGCUUUAUACGAGAAUGAUCCUUUUAUUUUCCUUUUUAGUCACCAGUUGAGAAUGACCAGGAAAAAGGAGGUAUUACAGAAAAGAAGGGAGGUAAUAGCACUACUUAUUGUACUUUGAUCUCGUUCACUGUCGUGGUGGUUAGAUUUUUUUUAUUUUGUGCGAUAAAGCUCUAAGAGAAGGGUAUAGGAGGGGGAAGCCUUCCUCCCCUCCUCCCCCUGAAUCGAGACUUUCUAAAAAAUAAGAGGCGAUUUUUUAUCCUUGUUUUAGAAAUGGAAGAUAUGGAUUGCGACCAAGUGCAUGCAGGUAUAACAUGUUGCAUGCUUCUUCUUAUCCGCUUUUGCUUAGUUGUUUAUUAUUUUUUGUAUGACGUUUAUGAUUGACAGUUAAAAUUCGUAGCGUCGAUCAUUGUUUAAACAGUUUAACAUAUUCUUUUCAUCAAACAAACCCAACAGAUCAGCCAGCAGAGGAUAUCGAGCAGGAAAACCGAGUCAAGUGCCCCUGCGGAGAUGAUGAGGUAUGACAGACGUUUAAAGACUACUUCUUUCUUGGCCUUGCACAAUAUAUUUUUUCAAUUGACAAGUCUCUGUGACCGCGUAUAUCAGAGGGAGAACAAAUGUUUUUCUUUUAUGACUGUGUAAUGCUGCGGCAAAGUCCUCCGACGAUAAUACAUUUCAGAGAGCCUUGGGACAGGCGCCUUUUCAUGGUUGGCAAUCAAUAAUAUCCUUCCCCUGCCUCCUCACUCACUCGACUGGUAAAAAACCUUGCACUGGUAAGGUUUUGGGUUAAUAUGGUACGGUUUUAUGCUUCGGCUCCAACUCUGAUAACUUGAUUAAGGUAGAACUUUUCCAACUUAGGAUGAAGGCUUGAUGAUACUCUGUGGAGUUUGUGCUACCUGGCAGCACGCUGUGUGUUUCGAUGUCUUAAAGCAGGAAGAGGCGCCACAAUUUCACAUUUGUGUUGAUUGUGCGAAGGUAAGACUCUCUACGAAGGUUGAACGUUGUUGCCUUUUGUUUAGCAAGUAUCUUCAACGUUUAACAUAGUCUAUCUUUUUGCCUUUGUUUAGGGUGAAUACAGUGGUAAAUGUACGGAUCUUUCUUUGGCGAACCUUAACAAUAUUGCCCUACAGGUGAAAAAAUAUAUAUAUAUUUUUAUAUAUAUUAAACUUGUAAUUAGUUCUCUUUUUGUCUCUUUAACCAGUGUAAAGUACCAUUAUUCUUAUCUACUGUCGGCCAUAAGGGUAGUGCACGUGUUCAAUAAUCAUCCAGUGCCGGACUGUUCUUUCACUUUUAAAUUAAAAUGUGCUGUAGUAACUAUGACUAAAUGCGCUUUGCCAACGGAUACAGGGGUCUGCCAGUGGCUUGUACUGACAACUCUUCGCAAUUUCUCUAGCACGAGUAGGUGGUUGAGUGUGCUACCAAAUGGAGUAUAAGCGGCAUACGAGUGAAAAAGACUAGCAGUGCACCUUUAUUUUAUAUUUCUGGUCCAACAUUUAGUUUUAACCGUUGUAUAUUUAUGUUUAUGUUUUUUAAAUGAACCGGUUGUAUCAAAUGUUAGGCUACUUGUCUGUGGAGAAGAACCUUACUUGCCUGUAGAGAGUUGAACAGGAUACUGCCCACUACUUUGGCACGCUCCCUCAGUGAGUAAAUACUCAGUUAUUACAACUAUUCUAGUUUAAUUGGAUUAAACAAACUUUUUAAUCACUGUAAAAAUUGAUACUCAUUCACUGAUGACGCUUUUAGAUAUAGAAAUGAGCACCGCACAAGGUCUGGUUAAACGCUUGGAGAAAGAAGGAUAUAUAAGAAGCACUCUAAAAGGAAAGAGGUAACUAUCAUUACUUCAGAGUGUGUCAUUCAUGUUCUGGCCUGUUACAGGGAAGUAAUCCCUUGACAUCCCUGCGGGCCUGUAAAGUAUACGUGGGACCCCGCGUCUUCGGUGAUGUGAAAGCCCCGAUGAAACGCGCCCUAACAAAAGCACGAGAGCAUAUAAGCUGCGUCUUUUAACAGUAUAAUAUUUUCAAUUGAUUAGUCGAAGUUUGUUCGCUUUUCAGGCUUGGAAAAGUUGUCAACAAAAAGAAACUGCAGUCAGAGGGCUUCCAGAAGUACUUCAGAAAAAGAAGUGCAGAACCAGAAUCUGCUAAGCCUUCACAAGCGGCUGUUCAACAAGAAAAAAAAGCAGUGGAUGUGGUAUGUACAACUAACUAGAGUAGUCUCAUUAAACAUGUCAUAAUCUUUCUCAAUGGUUCAUGUUAUUUUAAACGGUCUGAUUACAACAACGUCGUUUCUGUUUAAUGACAGGUGGAGAACAUAACUCAGCAGUGUGCCAAGAUGGAUGUAUCCGGAAAAAAGCAGUUGUCCAAGAAGGUGAUUCGUCUAUAAGCUUCUCCUCCGUCUUUUUUCUCUCUUUUUCCGAGAGUAAUAGACUGUGCGGCAGGCGUAGAAAGGGGUAGGGGAGAAGGAGAAAGCGGCGGGGGAUUUAACUCUUUCCCCUUACCUACCCCUCCCCUUUUUACGCCUGCCACGCAGGUUAGGAGAGUGACUAGCAACGGACUUGCCAUGCCAUUGGUUCUUGACGGUAGGCUUCUUUAGAGUCUUAUCCAAAAAAGGAAAGGAUAAAACAAGAUGGUUGUCUUUAUCUGUUUUUAGCAAUGUAAGCGCUGAUUCUAAGAUCGAAAGGAACGAAACAUUUCGAACAAUUUGAAACUUGUACAUGGAACAUUAUAGGUAAAAUCCAGACUUGCAUGUAGGCAAACAACGUGAUGUAACUGGAAAACAAAAAACUAUAUAUUUAAAAAAAUCAGCCUGGCUGAUUUUCAUUUUUUAAUUUAUUUAUGUUUUAAUUUAGUUAGCGAAAAAGCAAGGAGAGCCAAGAAGUGUCAAGAGAGCUAUAUCAUUGAAAGAUGAGGUCAGUAUGAUUUUCUAACAAACAAGAGAAGAAACUUGAUUCAAAUAGAAGCAUAUUUAUGAGCAACAAAUGUUUUUCCUUUCCACGUCUUUCAGGCAACAGAGUUUGAAAUUUCUGACAGUCAGGAACAGGGUUUUGACGACCUUCCAUUAUCCAAAAGAAGAAAAGCAAGCAUUGCAAGGAGUCCAAUUCUAGUUUGA
Messenger RNA from Porites lobata, 10512 nucleotides. The record is from the annotation of a GenBank genome assembly. NCBI's taxonomy places the organism in Eukaryota, Metazoa, Cnidaria, Anthozoa, Scleractinia, Poritidae.